AAUACGGUAUUGCUCCUUCGAUCUCAAGACUGGAUAUGCUGACCGGCUUCUACCAGUGAGGUCUCAUACCUCCGUUCCAGUGUGUAAGGUACUGGGCUGGAGCUCCGGCGCCUCGAAUCCAGUUGAAUCCGAGUAUAUCCUGAUGGAAAGGGCCUGCGGAAGACAGUUGGUCGAUGUAUGGGGCGAGAUGAAUCAGCUGCAACAGUUCAGGCUUGUUCAAUGUCUGGUCCGGCUUCAAAGCCAGCUGGCAGCUCUGGAGUUUCCAGCCUAUGGGAACAUGUACUUUCUUCCUUCAGACGCUCAGGCCUCGGACCCAAUUGUUCCAAUGAACGAUGACUAUUGUGUCGGCCCAGCAUAUAAUGCUUCGUGCUCUCCACAGCUGAGUGGAAGAGCCCACACAGGUCCAUGGCAGGGACUGACAGAUCUUGGCCUUGGAUUGGCCGAACGGGGUCUUGCGCACUUACAACAUUCGUCUUUCGCCCCUCGUACAACCCAUUUCGGCACCAAAUCUGAACAUUUCGAUAUACUCACGAUGGCUAAGGAUAUAAUACCACACCUGGGCGGAUUUACAUCUUUACAACAGUUUUCCAAGCCUACGUUGUGGCAUAAUGAUCUUCACAUGGGUAACAUAUACGUCUCUGAACAGGACCCGACAGCUAUAGUCAAUGUCAUUGAUUGGCAGUUCACCUCUAUUAUGCCUGCUUUCAUGCAAGUUCAGUGGCCCUCUUUUCUUGCGCCACCCGAUGGCUACGAGAUCGGCGCUGUCAAGCCGAAAUUACCUCCAGAUUUCGAAGACAUGGAUACAGACGAGAAGGCCUUUGCUAUCAGCGAGAGAGAACAAGCUCUGCUUUCGAAGUGCUACGAAGCAUCUCUGGUCAUAAACCACAUGGAGUCGUACUUGGCUAUGACUCAAGUUGACUCUGCUUUAAGAUAUCUAUACACGUUCGCAGAGAACACGACCAAGGAUGGGAUAAUUCCCCUCCGUGACUGUCUCACUCAGCUUGCUGCAAACUGGAAUCAGCUGGGCAUUGCUGAGCAAUGUCCUUAUCAUAUCACAAGUGAGGCUUUAUCGAAACAUGAAAUGGAGCUUUCCCGGUACAAGAACUGGCGAAUACUCAAAGGUUACACACAGGAAUUGCUGCAGACAGAUGAUGAAGGUUGGAUUUCCCCUCAGCUUGACUUCGAGAAGGUCCAUGCAAGACAUACCGAGCUCUUCCAGCUAUACAUGGAGAAAGAAACCGAAGAAACAUCUGAGGAAGAGGCAAAAAGGCUUUGGUUCUACUUAGAGAACACCUAGAAAAACUCGAAACGUUUUUCCUUCUCUAUUGACAAUCAAGAUAGAUGGACGUAAGCUUGUGACUGCAUGCAAGCUUCGCACAGUCGCGAAAACAUCGCGAUCAAUCGAUGUAAUGCACUGCUAUCAUUGUUUCAUUCGCUAUACUUAUAGCGGCUCUAUUGACCCGGAUUCGCGCUACAUCGUUAUGUUAGCUAUGGGUUAUUCGGGGAAGUUAUGACAUGCUUAGCAUCAUUUAUAACACGUUGUACAUACAAAUUCCUCUUCGGGAGGGCCAUGUGGCUCCAUUGAGCAGCCACUUUGAACCUUCCCCUAGUGAUGCGUUUCGUUUU
Messenger RNA from Aspergillus vadensis CBS 113365, 1626 nucleotides. Its product is annotated as serine/threonine protein kinase. Gene Ontology annotation, cellular component: mitochondrion. Bases 143 to 1297 code for a protein of 384 amino acids. The record is from RefSeq and is a predicted model, not a curated record. The transcript is spliced from 2 exons. NCBI's taxonomy places the organism in Eukaryota, Fungi, Ascomycota, Eurotiomycetes, Eurotiales, Aspergillaceae.